Messenger RNA from Larimichthys crocea (large yellow croaker), 2547 nucleotides. It is a transcript of the gene insm1a, whose product is annotated as insulinoma-associated 1a. Bases 380 to 1750 code for a protein of 456 amino acids. The record is from RefSeq and is a predicted model, not a curated record. Gene Ontology annotation, cellular component: nucleus; transcription repressor complex. Lineage: Eukaryota; Metazoa; Chordata; Actinopteri; Sciaenidae. Gene Ontology annotation, biological process: regulation of cell cycle process; negative regulation of transcription by RNA polymerase II; neuron differentiation. The transcript has a single exon. Gene Ontology annotation, molecular function: RNA polymerase II cis-regulatory region sequence-specific DNA binding; DNA-binding transcription repressor activity, RNA polymerase II-specific.
GUGUGUGUGUGUGUGUGGAGAGGAGGUGGAGGGGGGUGAAAUACAAUAAAACCCUCAGGUACAUCUGCUUUGCAAUCUGCAAAUCCUCCUCCUCCUCCUCCUCCUCCUCCCCCCCUCCAUCAGCCUCUCCAUCCUCCCACACCCACUCCCAAAAUCCACGGGGGACCUCGGCUCCUUCUGAUUGGUCGCGGAUGAGGCAACAAGGGGGGACGGGAACAAUGUCAUCAUGUCGCCUUAAAAAGAGUGCAGCUAUGUUUGUGGUGAAAGCACCUCCGGAGGAGCACAGAGGAGGAGUAACAACAAGAGGAGCCGCUCCGUCACAUGUUUGAUUCCUGCUCCGGUCCAAAGUGCCUUCAGCUCUCCGUCCAUCAGCGCGAACAUGCCGAGAGGAUUUCUGGUGAAAAGGAACAAGAAGGCCAACCCGGUGUCGUACCGGGUCCGCUCCGAGGAGGAGGAAGCGGAACACGCCGCCUCUGAUGCGCCUCCGUCCUCUGCGCCUCCAGCCUCCGUCCCGGUGCGCGCACAGACGCCGACGCCCACCUGCGGGGCGGCGGCCACGGCUCCGGAGCACGAUGCCAAGCCGGUGCAGUUCGGAAACCCAGAGGCGGUGUACCAGGCGCUGUACAGCCCCACCCGCCCCGUCAGCCACGACCACGACCGCUCCUACUUCGAGAGGCGCUUCAACCUCGGCUCCCCGGUGUCCGCGGAGUCCUUCCCCACCCCGGCGGCUCUCACCGCGCUGGAUCACCUCUUCGCUCCGGUGGAUUUGAAAAUCGGCUCCAGCAACAGCAGCCGCACCGACACCAGCGCCGCAGCCGCCGCUGCAUCCGCGUCCACCGCGACGCUCCCCACCGCCACCGGGACCAAGCGUCCGUCCAGCGACCCCGAGCGCAAGAGCAAGCCCCCGUCCAAGAAAACCAAAGCUAUCCGGAAACUGCACUUUGAGGACGAUGUCACCACGUCUCCGGUUCUCGGGCUCAAGAUUAAAGAGGCUCCCGUGGACCAGAAGCCUCCCAGACCGCAACCGAGCGGAGGGGACAGCGGCAACCCGCUGGGCGAGUUCGUGUGCCAGCUGUGCCGGGAGGCGUACGCGGACCCGUUCGCUCUGGCCCAGCACAAGUGCUCCAGGAUAGUCCGGGUCGAGUACAGGUGUCCCGAGUGUGACAAGGUGUUCAGCUGCCCGGCGAACCUCGCCUCACACCGGCGGUGGCACAAACCGAAGCCGCAGAGCGCAGCGCAGAACCCGGAGAGCGACAAGACCGGGAAGCCCGCCCCGGAGGAGGCGAAGGAUACAAGUGACAGGGACACACCCAGCCCGGGGCCGUCCGAGUCCGGCUCAGAGGAAGGCCUGUACGACUGCGUUCACUGUGGGAAAAAGUUUAAGCGCCAGGCGUACCUGCGGAAACACCUGGCGUCCCAGCACGGAUCCCCGAAGCCGGCGCCGGAGGAGGAGGAGGACGCGCCGGCGUGCGAGCAGAGCGCAGCGCCGCUCAACCUGAGCGCCUCCACCUCCUCCACCUCCUCCACCUCCUCCUGCCACCUGUGCCCCGUGUGCGGGGAGAACUUCUCCAACAGGGGCAGCCAGGAGAGGCACAUCCGCCUGCUGCACUCCUCACAGGUGUACCCGUGCAAGUACUGCCCCGCCAUCUUUUACAGCUCGCCGGGACUCACCAGACACAUCAACAAAUGCCACCCGUCCGAGAACCGGCAGGUGAUCCUGCUGCAGAUGCCGCUGCGCCCCGCCUGCUGAUCCGGUGCCGGGCUGCGGAGAGACUGAGGCCGGACACGCUGCGCCUGCAGGAACAUCAAGAAAAGUGAAAUCAUAAAUCAUAAAUCUGUCAGAUCUUUGCUGAUUUCAAAAACAUGAGGAGCUCGUGCCUCUGGUGUUUCUGCAGAGGUCAGAGGUCAGCAGGGAUUCGGUGCCUUGCUCGAGGACACUUCAGCAGGUUCUGGGUGUGUGUGUAUGUUUGAACCUAUAACCCGCCUCCACCUUUGAGGAUCUCUCACCUUUUUGUUUCUUAGACUGUCCGUUUAUUUUUCUAGCAUCUCUGCACAAGUGCUAUUAGCUUCUAGACCUAAGAGGGGGGCCCUGCUGGGACCUGCAGCCCAGAGGACGCAGCCGUGUUGGGCCUGAUUAGCUUUAACAUAGCUCGUGGAUCCGUGGAUCAGACUAGUGUAGCCGGUAAUGCCUUCGGUUAGAACCUCCUGCUGUAAAACUGCCUUAAACUGACCUGAUUGUUUUUAUUUAUCAUGAUUAUUGUUUCCCACAAAGCCGUCUGUAUUACCACGAUACAGUAUAUCUUUGUUUUCUAUUUAUUUACCUAUUUAUUAAAUUAUUUGUGUAAAUUAUUGCUCCGCGUGCUCUCCGUGAUCUGUGUUUCCUUUAUUAACUUAUAUGUGUGCGGACGGUGUGUGUGUGUGUGUGUGUGUGUGUGUGUGUGUGUGUGUGUUCACGUGACAUCAUAGCAAUCAUUGACUCUGUUUGUUUGAAUAUUACCUGAAUGCAAUCAUCAUGUUUGGUUUUGUUUUUAGCUCUUACACUGCUCU